AUUUAUUCGUGGCCAAAGCAGACAGCUAGUAGCAUGUUUGCUAAGUGUGUAAACCGGGUUAUGUGGGACUUUUAAACUUAUUAUCUCCCUGCUUUUGUGGCUGCUUUGUUUGUUAACAUGACGACGCACAUUUGUAGCGUCGAUACCCGCUGAUUUCAUCAGUUGUCGUGCGGAGAUUUAUUAAUUAUUUAUAUUUUUGGCGUGGACAUCACCUCUGUCUGGAUUGGCUAGCGGAACGAGUCGGAGGGCUCGCGUGAUGGAUCCUCUGGGUGCCCGCUCCCAGUUUGUGGACGUCCAGACUCUUCCAACAUGGCAGCAGCAGCUGGGAGAGAGUGGGCAGGAAACGCCCGCGGACCAGAGCGACGGCCUGCUGGGCCCGGAGUCCUUCCCCUCUCCCUUCCCCUUCAGACCAGACCUCAACCGCAAAGUCGUCCUCUUCACCGGGGACGUGGCCCUGCUGAGCUGCACCGCCAUCGUGAACACCAGCAACGAGUCGCUGAACGAUAAGAACCCCGUGUCCGACAGCAUCCACCAGCUGGCGGGGCCCGAGCUGCGGGACGACCUGCUCAAGCUCAAAGGGUGCCGGACGGGCGAGGCGAAGCUGACCGAAGGCUUCAACCUGGCGGCGAGGUUCAUCAUCCACACGGUGGGGCCCAAGUACAAGGCCAAGUACAGGACGGCGGCGGAGAGCUCGCUGUACAGCUGCUACCGGAACAUCCUGCAGCUGGCCGUCGAGCAGUCGAUGACGACCGUGGGCUUCUGCGUGGUGAGCACGACCAAAAGAGGAUACCCGCUGGAGGACGCCACACACAUCGCCUUCAGGACAGUGCGCCGCUUCCUGGAGAAUCACGGGAACAGCAUGGAGACGGUGGCAUUCGCCGUGUCGGACACGGAGGAGGCUGUGUACAGAAAGCUGCUUCCUCUCUACUUCCCUCGCUCUGAGGCAGAGGAGAGGGCCUCCCUCCCUCUCAUCCCGGCUGACAUCGGCAACUCUGAGGGGGAACCCGUCGUCCCAGAGAGACAGAUCCGCAUCACAGAGAAACCAGGCACCCUGGAAGACGACUGCGAGGAGAGCCUGGAGCUGGACCUGGGGCAGGUGGGCACCCACGCCUUCGCCCGGAUGGAGGGCGACGUGGACAAGCAGCGCAAGCUGAUCCUACAGGGCCAGCAGUCCGAGGCGGCCGCACACAAACAGCACCAGAGAAACUACAGCCGCUGGCUGUGUCGAGCCAGAGCAGAGGACCUGUCAGACGUGGCCGCGCUGAAAGCCUUAUAUCAGACCGGUGUGGAUAUGUGUGGCAGGACAGUGAUGGUUAUUGUCGGACGAAACAUCCCAGUGACCCUCAUUGAUAUCGAAAAGGCGCUGCUGUAUUUCAUCCACGUGAUGGAUCCCAUCACGGUGAAGGAGUAUGUGAUGGUUUACUUCCACACGCUGACCGGCGAGCACAACCAUCUGGACUCCGACUUCCUCAAAAACCUCUACGACAUCGUCGACACAAAGUUCAAAAAGAAUUUGAAAGCCUUCUACUUUGUGCAUCCAACAUUUCGCUCAAAGGUCUCCACCUGGUUCUUCACCACCUUCAGCGUGAGCGGCCUAAAGGACAAAGUGCGUUACCUUGACAACCUGCCGCAGCUGUUCAGCUGCAUCCGGCCCGAGCAGAUCGACAUCCCUCCCUUCGUCCUGGACUACGACUCACGGGUGAACGGGCCCCCCCGGCCCUCCGAGGGCUCCAGUCUGUGACGGGCUGAUGAAGAGGAGGCAUCCCGUCCAGCGGACGCCGCCUGGGACCCCCACAACGCCCCUAAGGUCCAGUCUGAACCGGCCCAAAGGGGCCCAACAAGGGGCCCAACAGGAGGCCAAAAGGGGGGCCAACAGGGGCCCAACAGGGGCCUGGAGGGUGGGCCCCGCCGGCCGUUUGAGGGUCUGCUACGGUUUCUGGAUAAAAAAAGAGGGCUGCACGGGCCUAACGCAAAGAGGCUCUCACCCAGCAGAUUCCUUCAUCGGAUUCUGGGCAGAUGGCGUCUAAAGGGAGAUUCCACUUUUUCUCGAAGUUGUUUGAGACGUCAAACACGUCACAUGUGUAGUUCACCCUGCACGGAGUGGGGGAGUGGGGGGUGGGAGGUGGGGGGGGAACCUAAUGCAUGUUU
Messenger RNA from Menidia menidia (Atlantic silverside), 2148 nucleotides. NCBI's taxonomy places the organism in Eukaryota, Metazoa, Chordata, Actinopteri, Atheriniformes, Atherinopsidae. The record is from the annotation of a GenBank genome assembly.